Messenger RNA from Arachis ipaensis, 1781 nucleotides. Its product is annotated as anaerobic nitrite reductase MHB1. Gene Ontology annotation, molecular function: heme binding; oxygen binding. The record is from RefSeq and is a predicted model, not a curated record. NCBI's taxonomy places the organism in Eukaryota, Viridiplantae, Streptophyta, Magnoliopsida, Fabales, Fabaceae.
GGUGAGUGAAGAGUGAGCUUCACAAUUCACAAUCUUGCCCCUCAGACAGCGACACAAGAACAGAGGAAAGAGAGUAUUUUUGGCGCUUUUCUUUUUUCUCCCCUUUGAUUGAAACUUAGGUCACACUGUCACAGCCACAACACAAAGAAAGAGAGAGAGAAAAUAGAAAUGGAAGAAGAGGGAAUAGGGUUAGUGUUGGCCAGAGCUACAGAACUCAGAUUGAAGAUUAGCAAUUGCAUCCACACCGCCACCGCCACCACAUCUAACCACGCGCCUCUCACUCUCAAUGGCCCGUCACCUUCCGCCGCCGACGACGAUGAUGACGAAGCUACUGAUAUGCUCCUCAAAAUUUGCGAUGCCCUCGAAGCCUUGGAGACCCAGCUUGCUUCCUUGCAGGUUCUACAACAACAACAGCGAUAUCAAAGAGAAAUUGCGUUGGCUGAGAUUGAGAGCAGUCGUAAGGUGUUAAUCGAUAAGCUGAAGGAGUACAAGGGUAAGGAAUUGGAUGUGAUACACGAAGCUUCCACUUUUGCUAGUGAAACUGUCGAAACCAAUAAUGAUCUGCUACUCCCUCCGUAUCCAAGCCGCCCCCCAUAUUCCAUGUCUCUGGACAAGGAGUAUCUGUCGCAAAUCCCUUCUGUGAAUAAGUCCGGUCGCAAUGGGUUAAUCACACUCGAUCCAAUGAUUGAGGCAAAAAACAGCCUAGAUGAUAAGGAGCAAAAUCAUGCUGCAAAUGAAGAUAAAAGUUUAAGAAAAGGGUUGGGAUAUUUCAUAACUUCUGCAGCCAAAACAAUGCUUACAGUUGCUGGAGUGGUAUCAAUAUUAAGUGUGUCUGGCUUUGGGCCUAAUCUGGGGAAGUUAGGUGUCCGAUUCAAUGUACAAGGCUGGCGUCAAAGAACAGAAAAUGAGAAUGAAAGAUCUGCUGCCCAGAAUGUGAAGCAUAGAUCAAUUACUCAGUGUCCGCCUGGUAGAAUUUUGGUGAUGGAAAAUGGGGAAGCUCGAUGUCUUGUGAAAGAGAGAGUCGAAAUUCCAUUUUCGGUUGUUGCUUCAACACCUGAUAUAAACUAUGGAUGUGGUUGCAAUAACAUUGAGGGGCAUAAUCAGCUUUUAGUGGCUCAAGUGGCUUAUAAGAGAAUCAUGAGCACCCUGGAGGCAAGAGCAUUCACUGAAGAGCAAGAAGCUCUUGUGGUCAAGUCAUGGAAUGUUAUGAAGAAGAAUUCUGCUGAACUUGGUUUCAAGUUUUUCCUUAAGAUAUUUGAGAUUGCUCCAUCAGCUCAGAAACUGUUUUCAUUCUUGAAAGACUCAAAAGUUCCUUUGGAGCAGAAUCCCAAGCUCAAGACACAUGCCGUGACUGUAUUUGUUAUGACAUGUGAAUCAGCAGUUCAACUUCGAAAGGCUGGAAAAGUGACCGUGAGAGAAUCAAACUUGAAAAAAAUGGGUGCUACCCAUUUCAGGGUUGGUGUUGUAGAUGCACAUUAUGAGGUGACAAAGUUUGCACUGUUGGAAACAAUAAAAGAAGCAGUGCCUGAAAUGUGGUCACCAGCCAUGAAGGAAGCAUGGAGUGAAGCUUAUGAUCAGCUUGUUGGUGCCAUCAAAUCUGAGAUGAAACCCUCUGCUUAAUUAAUUAAUCAAUUCCCUUAGUUUUAAUUGAAUAAAAAUGAAAUCAUAGUGCCCUCUUUGUACAUUAAAGCAUUGAGUGCUUUGGUACGUAAAAUUGUACUUUAUAUUGUUGCGGCUUGAUACUUACGGAUUUAAUAAAUAAUAUUAUUUGAACAAUGUUA